GGCAACGUGAGAGAUUUUUACUGGGAUGCAACAUGGCGGAUGACUUUUUGGAGUUUCAACCUGGGAAUAUUUCAAUGUUUUUCAAUUCUCACCUCGUCUAAUCGUCAAUUGCAUACCUUUCAUGACGCCAUAAGUAUCAUAAAGGGUUAUUUUUCGAAGAUGAGCGUCUCAACGGCAGUAAAACCGAGUGAAUCACCGCACGUAUCUCCCGGGGAAAAUUCGUCGCGGUCUUCCCGUGCGAAAAACAAACUUGCAAAGACUCCUAGUUCGCCAUGUGUCUUGCCAAUUCUUGAAGGUGGAAAACCACAGACGGAUGAAAUAAGACGUGAACUAAUGGAUUCCAGCGGAAGAAGUGACAUUUUGGACCGAGAUAAGACUUUUUUAACUGGAAUGAAUGACUUUAUACCUGAGGAUAUUUUGAACAGUUUGACGCAGCAUCCUGUUCCACCUUCGCGUGAACAGUUAGGGCCUUCAUCAAAACACAAAAAACUGAAACCUUUAGAGAUUACUCCACCUGCUCGUAGAAGACCAGCUAAUGUUUGGAAUUUUCCCAGAGGAAGAGAAAAGCUCAAACAUCUUGCAGAACAGCCACCUUGUGUUUGUGGAGCAGGGAGGGAUAUUUCAUUCUUAUAUGAUGCAACUGUCCCAGACAAGAGAGUCUUAGACUCAGCUGGAAAACAGCUGGUUAUGUCAGGGCCUGAUGGAAUAAAGAUGUCCCCUGGAGACAAGUAUUUAGAGCGUGCUGAAAAAAGCAGAGAAAGUGAGAAGGAUGCAAUGGAAGUGAGAUCUCAAAUUCCCAACAGCCUCAUUCCCUCAGAGUAUCAUAUAGUCAAGAAUCCUGGUGUCAUGGGAUUAGAGUUUCAAGAAGAUAAGUAUACCACAUAUGUUCAUGGCCAUGAGGAUCAUCUCACUGUUUUCCCUUCAAUGAAACCAACAGGGAGACAAGAAGUGCUUAAACUAAAGCAUGCUAUGGAUUCUAUGUUGGCACGUGCUGGUGUUGAUGACGAGGGCAGAGAAUUGUCAGGCCCAACUCAGAUUCACAACCUUCUUGAGCUGGUUAAAAAGGAGCAAAACAUAUACAACGUAGCAUUUAAUGAAAUAAUUCGUCAAGUAACAGUUGAAUGUGCAGAGAGGGGAGAACUGUUAGCGAACUUGAGAAAGCGCUAUGCAGAUCUCUUAGAUCGCAUUCCCAGACAAGUGAAAAGUCUUCACCAGGAAGUUAUUGCUCAGAGGGCUUUAGACAGGAGACUAACGGAAGAACUUGUGCGAUUUAAAGCAUCUAUAAGUUCUCUAACCAGUGAACUUGCUUCAGUCAAGGCUCAUGAUCGAGAAGUUACCCAACAGGCCAAAUAUGCCCAAGAAGAGCUGCACGAGGCACUGGAAGAAUCCGAUAAGAACGCUAGCUUGAUUUCAGAAUACCACGACUUGUACGAGCUACAAAGAAAGAGACUUGAGGACCUCGUUGGCAAAUUAACUGAAGAACGUGAUUUGUGGAGCAGUGCAGCCUAUACCCUUUCCCUAAAGGUCACAGACAAACAUUCGUUAAACACUGCUAAGAAAUUACACCUUUGUGAAAAAGCCUGGGCCAAGUUGAGCCGACACUUUGCAAUAUUCCUGAGUGAAAAGGACAGUAUACAGCUGGAGACCUUGACUCAUCAUGUUCAGAAGUGGAAAGAGCUCUCCGAUAAGUUUAACAAAAAACUCGUUUCCUCUGAAGAAGAAAUGAAAAUCAGGCUUGAAAGACUGAUAGGUCAACUUCAUAGAUGGAAGAAGGAGUUUCUCAAAAUUGUCAAUUAUGAUAAUGGCAGUGUGCGUCCCCCUGACGAGCAGUUUAUCAAGAAUUUAUCCGAGGAUUUGAAAUCAUGGGAGGAGACAUUGAACCAAGAGGCAGAGCAUUUCACAGGGGAGACACUCCUAUCACGUGAAGACGAACUGUACCAGAUGAACAGGGAGGUGGAUGGAUGGACUGAUGUGGCGCUUAAGGUAUUCAGCCGCCACGAAGCUGACGAUGGAACAAGAUGGCUGCAACACGAAGUGAUGUCCCAGUUGAACCAAGAAGUAGAUCGCUUACAUCAGCAGUAUCACGUAAGAAUUAUCGGAGAAAACGGAGUGGCCAAAGGGAUUAUUGAUCUGGUGAAUCCAAUCGAAACAUGGGGAAACAAACUUAAUACUGUCCUAAAUGGAGGUGACAUGCUGCUCGAUGCGGACUGGAUACGACUUUCGGAUCAGGUACGCGAAGAAUGGGCUGAUCACCUCACUGAAACGCUUGCUCUGAUUGGCUCAACGCAGAAGGAAGGUGCUCGGUUGAGCGGAGAGGAGGAAAAUCCAGUGAACGUGGAAGAAGUUUUUAAAAACACUGUUAAAUGGCUGUCAGCGACAACAAAUGGGAUUGACAACGAGGAUGCCAAAGUUGUUGAAAGAGUUACACAACUUCACAGCGCUAUGAUUCGCUGGAUGAUCACAGUUCUCCUUCGCCUGACCCCAGACAUGGAGGACAAAGAACUGGAAGAGAUUAACAAAGAGACAGAUGAUCAAGAGGUGGAUGCCUCUCUAGGAGGUGGAGAAAUCCUGCUUCAAGCCAUUCCUGAGGAAAUAUGCAGUCGGGCGCAGAGGCUGUUUGAAGAACUGAGAAAGUUUUCUGGUCUUUUGGCAAAAUGCUGCUCUGAUCUGGUGAUUGAUUUGAUGCAGGAAAAGCGCGAUCAAGGUGAUGAACACGCAGAUAUGGACUUUAAGGAUCUUAAGCGGCUGAGUGUGGAAUGUGAAGGUUGGAUACGAACUGCUCGGUUGCUCAUCCAGGAUGUUAUGGGAGAGGACUUUGUCUUUGAAGAUGUUUCUGCGAACACGAAGAGAGGGGCUGAUAGAGCGGUGUCAACGGAUUCUAAAGUCACUGAAACUGAGGCUGAAGAUAGCGAUACUAAGCAAAUUGAAAAAGUGGAGGAAGCAGAGCCAGUGAAAGAAGCAGAAAAACAAGACGCUGACAAACUUGGAGCUGUUCUUGAAGUUCAGGAGGACUCAGCGAAAGAACAAGCACCCGUGGAAACUACUGACACAUCUGAUGUUACUGGACCUGCUGUAGACACCAGCGAGGAAACAAAAGGGGAUGAGUCUGGGAAAGGGCCUGAUGAAGCUCUUCUUGUCGAAGGGCCAGACCAAGAACAGGACGCAUCCCGGAUGCACGUGCUUGGACAUGAUGAUAAUAUAAGAACCAAGUCCCUCGAGGAGCUUCCUCCAGACCAGGAGGUAGAACUGCUGACUGUUCCUGAAGGCGAAGGUCAAUUGCCUGCUCGCUCUCCGUCACCAGAUACUAAGAAGGCUCUGGAAGCCCUCGCUGCUGUAGAAAGACUUCAAGCACAGCUACUGGAAACAGAAGAGAGAGCCCAAGCGGCCGAAGAGCGAGCUAUCCAAGCUGAAACUGACCUGAAACAAGCUCUAGAAAAAAUCCGAGCCCUUGAACGGUCAGCGUCCCGCGCAAGUGCGACAUCGGCAGGGGAAUCUCAGACACCUGCGGACAGACCGGUCAGCACUAGCAUGUCAAAGCGACCCACCUCUCAAGCCUCCACUGCGCAGGCGCAGACGCCUCAGCCUCCACGAACAGCUUCCCAGCAAUCCACAAGGCCCUCAACUCGGGCAUCAACAAAGAAAAAAUAAUUUGUUAUGUAAAAAGUUGCGAUGUAAUAUUAUCAAGGAGUAAGUGACAGAAGAUUCAACAAUACUCAACCUUUGUAAAUACACAACAGUGAAAAAAAGAAGUCCCUCAGAUUUUGAAAGACUUCUAGGUUUUAAAUAGGUAUUGUAUUUAUUUUUAUAUCAGUCAAACAAACUCCGCGCAUAAUUUAUUUUGACUAUGAUUUGCGUUGAUCAAGUUUAGCGACCUCUUUUUCAUCGGUAACUCUUUCCGUACAUGUAUAUAUGGAAACCCUUCCAUUGCUACCAAACAACAAAAAAGAACCAGAAGUCAUAAA
This is a messenger RNA of Pocillopora damicornis (cauliflower coral), 3962 nucleotides long. RefSeq names its product axonemal dynein light chain domain-containing protein 1. Lineage: Eukaryota; Metazoa; Cnidaria; Anthozoa; Scleractinia; Pocilloporidae. The record is from RefSeq and is a predicted model, not a curated record.